AUGAAGCUUUUGUUGUCGUUGGUAGUGUUGGUGGUGUGUUGUUACAGUAUCCUGGCCCAGCCUUGCAUUCCUGGUACUUGUCGGAUACCAGAGGAUUGUGUGGCACAGUAAGUUAAGAGUUUUUAAGGUAAAAUACGUUACGUCUAAAUUUAAGCUUUUAAAACCUAUAAUUCAUGUCAUUAUUUCAAUAAGGUGACAUUUUAUACGAUGAAACAUGAUUUGACAAAAAAAUUUUAAAAAUCAAAGAAAUGAAAAAUUUACUUUCGGCUAGCCAAAAAUCUCAAAAAAAUUCAUUUUUCACCUUUCAGAGGCUGCUUCUGCGCCCCAGGCGAUCCAAUGUUCUGUGGCCCUGAUAUGAUGUGCAUUUGCCAGGCAAACCCCAUUGGGUAAACCCUUUUACCUUACUAUAACCAUAAAUUUACUGCUCUGUAACAAUAAAAAAUUGAUUUUUAGAAACUUGAUUGGUGGUCUACUUGGUUGA
This is a messenger RNA of Bursaphelenchus okinawaensis, 481 nucleotides long. The record is from the annotation of a GenBank genome assembly. NCBI's taxonomy places the organism in Eukaryota, Metazoa, Nematoda, Chromadorea, Rhabditida, Aphelenchoididae.